Molecule: messenger RNA, 867 nt
Organism: Galeopterus variegatus (Sunda flying lemur)
Lineage: Eukaryota; Metazoa; Chordata; Mammalia; Dermoptera; Cynocephalidae
Exons: 1
Coding region: 1-867 (288 amino acids)
Source: RefSeq, a predicted model, not a curated record
AUGAGGGGAAGGCCAAAUCCUCAUCCUGGCCCCCGCCUUUCAUCAAAUUAUGCGGUGUGUUUAGCUUGUGCUUCCUGCAUAAAUUCUCAGUGUAGCCAUCUUACAGGAAAGAAAGAUCCUCGCUGCGCAACACUAUUUGUUAUACCAACACCUGAGGCCAGUUCUGAGGGGAAAAUAAAGGUGAAAUUAUCUCUUAUCCUUUCUCUACCAGAGACUUCUUCCUUAUCUUGUCUCUCAUCCCCCAUGAAAGAAAAUCAGCCUGAUGAGGUCUCUGAAGACAACCUUGAAGGAAUGGAGAAGAUAACACAGAUUUUCUCCACAUCUGAAUCUAAUAUCAACCAGAGACUUAACAUGCAGAAAAAAUGGUUGACAGUAGCCCCUGAAAAGAAAGUUAUAAGCCAACAGCCCCAUGCUAUUGACUGGCUACUUUAUGUUAAAGACAGUAGUUCUCAGCUACAAUCUCUGCUCCCAUCCUCUUCCUCCUCUUCCUCCUCUUCCUCCUCCUCCUGCUCUUUUGACGCCUCUGCUGUCUCUGCCGCCUUCGCUGCCUCUUCUUCAUCUGCCUUCUCCUUCUCUCCUUCCAUCUCAACCUCCCCACCCCUUCCUUCCAGAGAUUCUGCCACAUCUACGCUUUCGGGUUGUGCAUUCGCUGAGGUAAUUAGUUACCACCGGUUGCCUCCAGGCGUCUCCUGGCUUGAGUUUUUACAUAGUAAAGAUCACCAGCCACUUCCUGGAAAACCAAAUCAAAGUCAGUCACCAUCUUCCAAAACAAAGCCGGAGAAGAAUAGCAACAUAGUAAAUUGGGCAAAGGGACCAAGCGUAUUGUCCAAAUUUUUCCAAAGUUUCAAAGUUAGAAAUCCUGAUUAA